UACGACCGCUACGUGUCCAUCUGCAAACCCCUGCACUACGGGACCCUCCUGGGCAGCAGAGCUUGUGCCCACAUGGCAGCAGCUGCCUGGGCCAGUGGCUUUCUCGAUGCUCUGCUGUAUACAGCCAAUGCAUUUUCCCUGCCCCUGUGUCAUGGCAAUGCCCUGGUCCAGUUCUUCUGUGAGGUGCCCCAGAUUCUUAAACUCUCCUGCUCCCACUCCACCUUCAGAAAAAUUUGGAUUUCAUUGGUUGCUGCCUCUUUAGCUUUUGGCUGUUUUGUGUUCAUGGUUUUCUCCUAUGUGCAGAUCUUCAGGGCUGUGCUGAGGAUCCCCUCUGAGCAGGGACGGCACAAAGCCUUUUCCACCUGCCUCCCUCACCUGGCCGUGGUCUCCCUGUUCCUCAGCACUGGCACAUUUGCCUACCUGAAGCCACCCUCCAUCUCCUCCCCAUCCCUGGAUCUAGCCCUGUCAGUUCUGUACUCGGUGGUGCCUCCAAAAUCAACAUGCAUGAAGAAUUCAAGUGGGAAAAGGAACCAUGAGUAUCGCGUGGUUGAGUGGCGAUCCCGCUGGCUCAGGUCUCGGCACUGCCGCUCCCACCGGAGCCAGCUGCGGUACCUCCCCCUCCACGUGACCAAGCGGCGGCAGCGACUCCGCUCCCAUGUGAGCAGCUGCUGCAACUGA
Melospiza melodia melodia is the source of this 678-nucleotide messenger RNA. Its product is annotated as olfactory receptor 14J1-like. Gene Ontology annotation, cellular component: membrane. NCBI's taxonomy places the organism in Eukaryota, Metazoa, Chordata, Aves, Passeriformes, Passerellidae. Gene Ontology annotation, biological process: G protein-coupled receptor signaling pathway. The transcript has 3 exons. The record is from RefSeq and is a predicted model, not a curated record. The annotation marks the transcript as partial. Gene Ontology annotation, molecular function: olfactory receptor activity; odorant binding.